Sycon ciliatum is the source of this 1637-nucleotide messenger RNA. RefSeq lists its product as uncharacterized. Bases 54 to 1457 code for a protein of 467 amino acids. The record is from RefSeq and is a predicted model, not a curated record. The transcript has 2 exons. NCBI's taxonomy places the organism in Eukaryota, Metazoa, Porifera, Calcarea, Leucosolenida, Sycettidae.
AAACUGGUUCCACUAAAUCGCUGGCAGCGCUUUACAUCAUACUUGGUUUAGCGAUGGCUUGUGCUGCUACCAUUGGCGGUCUUUCCCUCCUUUCCCGAAGGGAGAAACUUUCAUCCGGCAAACUCAAAUUCCUUGAUGAAUUCAGCACAGUUACAAAGAGGGUUGUUGACUGGAUGCGUCCUCCGGUGCAGAGGGUUCUCGACUGGAUGCAUCCUCCGGUGAAGAGGGCCUUUGACAAAUCCGUACGCUUCAGUAAAAAUGCUAAAAGCUCCUUGGUGAAACGCACAGCAUCUAAAGAGGGCAGACAGUCCUUCCACAUCCGCGCGUACAUGACCGUUCGAGCCAAGGCCACGGGUAAGAAACAGGCCGACGACACUAGCACCGACACACCCAAGCAGAGGCGAUCCACAGUCCCCGCCUCGGCGCACGUCGAGAUCAGUGGCCCGAUUCCGAUCCCCGGCAAAGAAGUUGAGGAGGUCUACAGGGGCUUCACCAGACCUGUGCUGCUCGAAGGUGACGGCAGUCUUGCAGGCGAUGAGAUACAAGAUGAGGACUAUGUGUGUCCAGAUGUAUGCCGUCCUAUAGCCGUAUCAGCAAGGCCCAACGCUAUCCACGAGGAUGUUUACGAGAAGACCUCUUCUAUCUUGGCUUCAGCGGCAGUGACUCGUCCGGUGCACCUUGAGGAACAGGGACACUAUGAAGUAAGUGCCCGGCCAAGCCUCUACAGUCACAGCGAGAGCAGCAAGCCUAACUCAACAUGCCUACCGGCCAUGGACGCCGCCCAGAGUGCCGAGAUCUACUCGAAUGACUACGAAAGAACACCGAGGAAUUCGUGCAACCAGAAGCCCAGUCGCGUCGUGGCUCAUGCAGGAGCACGUGGGAACGCACGUCAAAGCACCUUCUCAGUUACAGAAGAGGAGGAUGACUAUGAAUGUGGUAUUGAUCUGAGCUGCAGUGUCGUCACGACUGUUGCAUGCCUUCAAUCAGACCAUGCCGGCGGAGCCAGCACGUCUUGGCCGACAGUGUUAGAAGAAGAUGCGUAUGAGUGUGACGAUACGUACGAGUGUGGAGUUGAUGUGGCGCACUCCAGUGUCGCACCAACGACUUUUACGAACAUUGCCCCGGACGCCGCCUUGAGCCGCGUGGCUAGCCGGUGGACUGCAGAAGAGGACGAGGACGAUGACGAUUACGGGUGUGAUGUUGACCUGAGCCGCAGCAUUCCCACGACGUGUGCGCAAGUUCCUACAGGCUCGAUAUCCAGCAGUGGCCGUAACCUGUCGGCAAUGGAAACCACCAGUGACGACUACCAGAUCGGAUAUCAUACACAUGCUGCUGGACGGGAUGCACGUUGCUCCACAGACUCUACAGAGGGCGACUAUCAAGCGGCGUACAGUUACGACGAAGAUAUUUACGAGGAGGUCAAAGAGAAGAUGAAUAGCAUGCGCAAACGGCCCUAGUACCAGCCACAGAGCAAACCGUAAACGACUAGGAACGAUCAAAGUUGCUUGCGUUCAGUGUCGUGCUAGUCCGGAGUUCUCAUCCCUGUGCAUGAAAAGCCGCAUAAAAGUCUUUCUCUUCUUUUCUCCACCGUCAUCUUUUUCCCGUCUCCCGUCCCGGCAUACCUCACUCUCCCUCUC